AUGAGAAAGGCAAUUAGACGCAGUUUAAUGGUAGUCCCAGCAGCAAUAUUGCUAUCUUUGAUGCUGCUUCAAUUUGAGGGCGUUCAUUCCAGAAUUAUUGAUUCAAAGCCAACCACCUACAUGGUUGGAGAUGACUCUGGCUGGGACUUGGUCAUUGACAUGCAAAGCUGGACUCGAGGGAAAAACUUCCAUGCCGGUGAUAUUCUUGUUUUCAAGUACGACGAACAGUUCAAUGUGGCGGUCGUAAAUCAGACAGGGUAUGAUUCAUGCACCGUGAACGACGGUGCCAAAGUGUAUGAUUCAGGGAAUACGGAAAUCCAACUUGCCUUCGGAGCUAAUUAUUUCAUCGAUAGUGCUGCUGAUGUAUGUGCUGCUGGAAUGAAGAUGUUCAUCAACGCCACCGCACCACCCCCAUCUAUUUACUAG
This is a messenger RNA of Durio zibethinus, 426 nucleotides long. RefSeq names its product early nodulin-like protein 22. The record is from RefSeq and is a predicted model, not a curated record. Gene Ontology annotation, molecular function: electron transfer activity. NCBI's taxonomy places the organism in Eukaryota, Viridiplantae, Streptophyta, Magnoliopsida, Malvales, Malvaceae. Gene Ontology annotation, cellular component: plasma membrane.